GCAGUUGUUGCACUCUGAGCUCGUGUCAGCCAAAGUACAGCAGUAAACUAACGUUACCUACCGAGCGCCUGUCAGCCUCCACUCACCAUGAAGACGGCUGUUGUGUUCGCUUUUUUAGCCUGCCUGGCUGUCUCAGCACUGUCAUUGGCUGAAGAUGAAAAAAAUUCCAAACCUCCUGCAACCAUGUCCCCUGCCUUUGAGUUCAGCCCCCAAACUUCAUCUGUCCCGGCCACCACCCCCAAACCUCCAACUACGACUCCCAAAAGUACGACCCCCAAACCUACAACUACGACUCCCAAAACUACGACCCCCAAACCUACAACUACGACCUCAACUACGACCUCCAAACCUACAACUACGACUCCCAAAACUACGACCCCCAAACCUACAACUACGACUCCCAAAACUACGACCCCCAAACCUACAACUACGACUCCCAAAACUACGACCCCCAAACCUACAACUACGACCUCAACUACGACCUCCAAACCUACAACUACGACUCCCAAAACUACGACCCUCAAACCUACAACUCCUCCUCAACCUACUCCCCCCACCAAAUUGACUCCAGGAAACUACAGCCUGACGGACGAGAAAACAAAAGUGAUGUGUGUGAAGGCUCAUAUUGCACUGCAGAUCCGACUGGCAACACCAAAGGCCAAUGGAACCUUCAUUGUUCAACCAGACAAAACAAAUGCAGUAGGAGGUUGUCAGGCAACCAAGGUCAACCUUACCCUUCAAUUCAAAGAGGGCAACAUCACCUUCAUGUUCAACAAGAACACUGAGAAAGUCUACGUUGAUGCUUUGUCUUUCACCCUCAACUACCCCUUAGACAAAAAGGUUGCAAACGGACCCCCGUAUAUUGGCAAAGCCAACUCAACGAAUCUCUUUGCUGCAAGGAUCGGACACUCCUACUCCUGCAAGAAUGAAUCCCUCGACAUGGGGAACGGACUGUACCUGGAUAUCACUCAUGACCAGAUGCAAGCCUUCAAUCUGACCAAGAGCAACGAGUUUGGCACUCCUGACUACUGUCCGGCUGAGAAGCCUGACUACCGCGUUGCCAUUGCGGUGGGAGUGACGUUGUUGGUGCUCAUCAUCAUCGUGGUAGUGGCCUACCUGCUGGGCCGCAGGAAGAGGGCCGAUGGCUACCAGUCUCUGUGAGGGAAGCCGGGCACACUUCAAUCAGAGGUUACUCCUUUUAUAAUCAGUUAGGCUGUGAUCUCACUCAGGGGCUAAGGGGUAUUCCCACUACAGCCUAACGUGCCAUUUCUCUGUUUUUUCAUGAUUUGGUUUACCCAAUUUGCUGUUAUUAACAGUGUUUAAACUAGGGGUCCUGAGUAUGGAGGCCAGAGUGUACUGGAAUAAUUGUAGCCCUUAAAAGUGUUUGAUAGUAAUGAAGUAAUAAAUUGAUCCAUUUAAAUGUUAUUAUAUAAAUUGAUUAAUCAAAUUACAAUUCAAACACUUUUGCAUUGAUAAAGUCAAAGUGAAAAAUAAAUAGAUAUUUAAACUUGCCAAUUAAUUCUUCUAUUCUGUCUUUAAAUGCUCAAUCAAUUAUUGAAUUUUAAGAUGGAUUCACAAAAUACAUUUUAAAGGGCAUUUAGACUCAUCUUUUAGUUAUCUCAUUUACUGACUUGUUUGUCUAUCAUCUUCCCUUUCACAAUUCAUGUUUCCUUUUUAAACAUUUACAGUUGUGAACAAUUUGAUUGAACAACUCUUGUGUCUUUAAUUUAGAGAUGCGUAAACAUUGUGUCACCUAAAAGUUAGAUCUAAAGUCAGCUUCUUGUUUGGUUGGACUGUAGAUCUUACUUUCAGGUGACACACUGCUUAAACAUCUUUAAAUUGAAUAAACAAAGGUAAAAUUAAUUCAUUGAUUAAAGUUUAGAUUAUAACAACAUGAAACUGAAAAAUGAAAUUGUCUGUUGUACUGUGAUGCAAAUGGAAUAACAGUUUAAAUUUCAAUUUAUUUUAUUUCAUUUUAAAAAUCAAUUAAGAAAACAAGAAAAUAUAAUAAGUAAUUGCCAAAUGUAAUGAUAUAUAAAUAACUUUGAGUUUAAUAAUUCAUUACCUAAAUGCAAAUAAAAGAAAAAUGAAUCAAUUUGCUUUGUAUUAUUAUUCCAGUAGACUAGACUGCAUAACACAAAAAUAGCCAAUCCUUAUAUGUGAGGAGAGUUUUACACAAAGAGUUUGAUCCCUGAACUGUAUUCUCAUCAAACUGGACAAGCCUCUGAAAUAGCAUUUGUAUAUUGGGACACUAAAAAUAACAAUGUUAAUAAUGACACAUCUAUAAAGACUGACGUCUUCAUAACUACUUAAAGUAAAAAACUGACCAAAAUGUCUCUUUAGAAUCAGUUUGGUUUAUUUUUUCCAUAGACAACUAGUGUGUUAGUGGUCAAUACUUAAUAUGAUAAUGAUGUCAUUCUAUAUUAAAUUCUUGGCUCCUUUUUUCAGUCUAGCCCCACAUUAUACUUUCCCUUAGCAGUGGAAGCGGCAAGUAAGUCAGAUUUUAUCAUGUGCUCUAAAUUGUAUUCAGCUUGUCUCAGCAAAUACACAACAAAGUACAUUUGAAUGUUUUUUUCAUUGUUUUAAGAUUGUGUAAAUGUCUUUGUUAUUCCUUUUUUUUAAAGAAUCAAAUAUUGUGUCUUCUGUCUAAUUGGGAUUUUAUUUUUUAAAAAGAAGGGAAGUUAUCCAAUCAGUAACGUUACAGGUGAUUGUAUUGUGUAUUGUUAUUUGCAUUAUUAAUAUGCACAAAGGGAAAAUUGUAGGUGUGUGUGUCGGAGAUUGUUAAAACCUAUAGUCAACAAUAAGUGCACUGAUUUCUGUUCCAACUUGAUUGCCUUUGUCUUUUUCAUACAAUAUGUAGAUGAUACUGUGUUUAAAUGUAGGGAUGGACCGUCCAUGUUGGUCAGUAAGCAGUCUGGUCGGUUCCUGAUUAGAUAUUUUUAAAUGAGUCACGCAUUAAUCACAUCUCAGGGGUCCAUCGCUCCUCCCUCGCCAAGUCAGCUCUCACACACCAUACUGCCUUGAAGGAGUAGUUUACAAUUUUGUGAAAUAUGCUUAUAGGUUGUAUAGCAGAAAGGAAAUAAGCAUAUUUCCCAUAAUGUCGAACUGGUCCUGUAAAUAUUGGUUGAAUAAGUGGGCGUAACACAGAAACAUUAUGCUCUUCAGAAAGAAAUCCCACCAAAAUGUGAACCUGAUGGUGGCAAUAUUUUCUCAACUGCAGUUUCCAAGGUCUUGAAUGGAUGUUGAACCUCAAAUGUUAGAGCAGAGCAGAAUUGCAAUUUGAGUACACAAGUAAAAUAAAAUAUUUUUUCUAAUCCCAAAUCCUAGCUUUGUGUCAAAGGGUCACUUAGCCCACAUUAUAAAGAGACAUAUUUUAUCCCAUAUCUCUAGUGGUAUUUAGUCGUGCAGGUGGUUUCAGUUUUAUGUUUAGGUUUUGAUUUACUUGUUUUUCAAAACUUCUGCCACCACUUUAAUAAAAUGAUGAAUAGUGCUUUUCAAAGCAUUGAAAAAUAACAUUUGAAAAAUAAACAGUGGCUCAUAUUUCCAGAAUCCAUAGCCCAGUCCCCCUGUGUAAUCCACAGAUGUAGCUUUCAGCUAUUUUCAAUGGUGUGCACCUUCAUUGUUUUGGGGUGGAAGCAGAACUUUUAGAGGCAGAUAUUUCAAAUCCUGGACAAAAACAAAAAAAUCUGCAUGGUCAGAUACUAUUAGAGGUAAAUGUGAUUUAUGUCUUGUUUGUUUGUGUGAACUGAACCUUUAAGUGUUUUAAGAAGUAGACUAGACUUACUUUAAAUAAUACUCGGUGUGCUUGUGUUAUAAUGAAAAGUGGCAUGGCGGGUGGGGUCGGAUGUCUGGAUGUGAUGUGAUGUCCCUCAGUGAGUGUCAGCUUUUGCAGUACUUGUAGAAUCGAAGAGUUAGACUUAAGACCUGCUGCUCAAAGCUGUACUUCCAGAUUUUAUCCAUCAGGUGAUGCUCUGAAGUUAGGAAGUGAACAGAAAUAAGGGAAUUUGCUGUAUGUACAGUUAUCCCAAUGUUUUACCUGUUGUAGACUUCCUGUGCCAAUAAAGACAGACAUAUUUCUAA
Perca flavescens (yellow perch) is the source of this 4080-nucleotide messenger RNA. RefSeq names its product CD68 molecule (gene cd68). Bases 88 to 1161 code for a protein of 357 amino acids. Gene Ontology annotation, cellular component: late endosome membrane; plasma membrane; lysosomal membrane. The transcript has 6 exons. Gene Ontology annotation, biological process: establishment of protein localization to organelle. NCBI's taxonomy places the organism in Eukaryota, Metazoa, Chordata, Actinopteri, Perciformes, Percidae. The record is from RefSeq and is a predicted model, not a curated record.